Xiphias gladius (swordfish) is the source of this 793-nucleotide messenger RNA. RefSeq names its product transcription and mRNA export factor ENY2-2-like. Gene Ontology annotation, cellular component: DUBm complex; nuclear pore; SAGA complex. Gene Ontology annotation, molecular function: transcription coactivator activity; chromatin binding. The record is from RefSeq and is a predicted model, not a curated record. The transcript is spliced from 5 exons. The coding region runs from base 211 to 501 and encodes 96 amino acids. Lineage: Eukaryota; Metazoa; Chordata; Actinopteri; Istiophoriformes; Xiphiidae. Gene Ontology annotation, biological process: poly(A)+ mRNA export from nucleus; positive regulation of DNA-templated transcription; regulation of transcription by RNA polymerase II.
UUAAUCUUUACAACCAAUACGCAGUCCCUUGAAGAUUAACUGUAUUAUAAAAACAAGAUUUUUCUUUUCAUAAUGAUGUAACGUGUGGUCGGUUUGUGGCGCCACCAAAGCGGAACCGUCACACCGCUAAGCUUUGAACGUUUCAGACGGUACGGUUGUGUAAAGGGACAGUGUGCGCCCCAGCUGAUCCAUCCCGACAAAAGACAGAUCAUGAGCAAAGACUCCCAAAUGAGGGCUGCAAUAAACCAGAAGCUGAUAGAAAUGGGGGAACGGGAGCGGUUGAAAGAGUUGCUCAGGGCAAAACUGGUGGAGUGUGGAUGGAAGGAUCAGCUGAAAGCACACUGCAAAGAUGUGAUCAGAGAAAAGGGCCUGGAGCACGUUACAGUGGAAGACCUGGUCACAGAAGUCACACCAAAAGGCAGAGCACUUGUACCAGACAGUGUGAAGAAAGAGCUCCUGCAGAGAAUCAGAGCUUUUCUAGCUCAACACGCAACCUUGUGAAUGAGAUGGUUCAUGUCUAGACAUUUUUUUUUUUUAUACUCACUGUAAAUCCACAAUUCAAAUCCAGACUGAUGUUUGUUCUCAUUGUGAGCAUCGCUGAAGUGUUAUUUUUUAUUUUGUACUGUGUGUUUUCAUAUUGAUUUUAGUUUGUUUUGCAGCAAUUUUGAAAAAAAAAAAAUAAAGUCAUGCCUAUUUUGCUCAUUGGGCGUCCGGCCUUUGUUUUUUUUAAUUGCUACUGAAACCUGUUUGACCUGUUUGAUUGAUUUCUGUGGUAAAACCAAAGAAAAAGGCA